AUGGCAUCAAACAUCCUUACCCUCACCCUCCGCCGCAGCCACCCCAUCUCCCUCUCCGCCGCCAUAACCCAAUACAUCUCCUCGAAAUAUGAUCAGCGGCCCGAAAUGUUUACUGAGGAUCUGCUGAUUAUCGACCGCCUGCGAAACGAUGCCAUCAACGUGGGGGAGCCGCAUGUGUCGGGCAUUAGUCGGCUGGUGACUUAUGCGGCGCAGUUGAAGUGGUUGGGGGGGAAGUUUCCUAUUGAUAUUGGCGUGGAGUUUUCGUGGUAUCCGGCUUUUGGGUUUAAUACGUCGAGGCCCGUCUCCCAAAAUAACCUCCGCUUCGAACUCGCCAACAUCCUCUUCAACCUUGCCGCCCUCUACUCCCAACUCGCCGUCUCCCUCAACAGCACAACCCCCGACAACCUGAAAACAGCAUGCAAAUACCUCUGUCACGCUGCCGGCGUCCUCGUCCACCUGCGCACAGAUAUCCUCCCCGACCUCCGCUCCUCACCACCAGAAGACAUGGACGAAAUGACCCUGCGGAGCCUCGAGGAGCUCCUUCUGGCACAGGCGCAGGAAUGCUUCUGGCAAAAGGCCGUCAAGGACGGGCUGAAAGAUGCCUCCAUAGCACGCCUGGCGGCCAAAGUGUCCGACUUAUAUGCCAACGCGGGUGACUGCGGCGUCAAAUCCGACGCCAUUAGCACCGAGUGGAUCCACCAUAUGACAGCCAAGCACCACCACUUCGCAGCAGCAGCGCAAUACAGACAGUCGCGCGAUUGCCUUGAGAAGCAAAAAUAUGGGGAGGAGAUAGUGCGGUUGCGCGAUAGCGUGACAUGCGUUAAUGAGGCGUUGAAGGAGAGCAGGUGGAUUAAUCGGGCUGUGCUGGGGGAUUUGAACGGGCUUAAGGAACGGGUUAUGGAGGAUUUGAAGAGGGCAGAGAAGGAUAAUGAUAUUAUUUACCUUACGCCUGUGCCUGCGAAGGCGGAGUUGAAGCAUUUGGAUCGGGCGAGUAUGGUUGCUGCCAAGGCGCCCAGGGAGGUGACGGAGGCGUUGGCGUUGGUUGGGGAAGGGUUGCCGUUGGGAAGGCCCUUGUUUGCGAAGCUGGUGCCGUAUUCUGUGCACGUUGCGGAGAGUAUUUAUGUGGAGAGGAGGGAUAGGUUGGUUAAUCAGGAGAUUGUGGGUGGGUUAGAAGAGAUGACUGCUAAGCUUAGGGAACUCCUCCAAUCACUCAAUCUCCCCGGUUCUCUCCAGGCUCUUGAAAAGCCACUCGGCCUCCCUCCAUCCCUACUCUCCCAUGCAGAAGAGAUACGUCAGCAAGACGGCCUGAAUCGGCUCCGUCUGUCCAUAAAAGACACCUCAAAACUCAAAGCAAACGAUAAGGCCAUCUACACCGAGGGUGUCGAGAUGCUCAUGGCCGAGAAGGACGAAGAUAACCGUGCACGCACCAAGUACGGCACGGACCGCUGGACACGCGAAGCCUCCGAAGUUGCUGGCGAGAAGCUGCAUGCCCGGAUGAAGGAGAUCGAGGGCUAUUUGGCAUCGGCGGAGAAUAGCGAUCGACUUGUUGAGGAAAAGUUGCGGGACACGGAGAGGGUGCUGCAGGUGCUUAGCGGGACGAAUAGAGAGAUUGAGACGUUUGUGCCCAGUACUCGGAAGGCGGCGAUGACAGAUGCCGUUGAGAGGGAGGCAGUGCGGUUGAGGGGUUGUUUGAAUGAGGUGUCUAGGUUGGAGAGUCGUCGAAGGAGGAGGGUUGAGGCGCUUAGGGAGAAAGCGAGGGGGGAUAGUAUUCAUGCCGCUCUCCUGGUUGAAACCGGCCGUCUCGAGCGGGACUUUCCCAUGCAACGAAUUGAGGCCAGCCAAUUCGAAGAUCUCUUCAGUGCACGGCUGCAAGAGUAUGAUGUGGACCGCAAAAUGCUCGGUGAGGACGAGGAAAAGGCCCAGGCGAAGAUUGCGGAGCAGCUGCUGGAGGCGAAUCGGAACUUUGUGAAUGCGCGGCGGGGGGAUUCGUCGACGAAGGAGCGCGAAAAGGCGUUGCAGGAGUUAGAGAAUGGGUAUGUAAAGUAUAAGGAGAUUAUUGGCAAUGUGGAAGUUGGGAGGAAGUUUUACAAUGACUUGGCGAAGCUGGUAGGGAGGUUUCGGGAUGAUUGUCGGGGGUUUGUGAAGGAGAGGAGGAUUGAGGCCGGGGAGUUGGAGAGAGACAUUACGAAUACUAUAGCAAUGGCGUCACUCAACAUUUCACAGAUCCAAAAACCGAAGCAAAAAACAUCACCACCUCCCGCAACGGCGGUUUCCACUGCACCUCCAGCAGCAGCAGCAGCGUCAGCCGCCAUUCAACAACAGCAGCAGCAGCAACAACAACAACAACAACAACCACUAUACCAAUCACCACCGCUCCAAUACCAUCAGCCAUACUACCAAAAGCCCCUCCAAAAAUCCCCUACCAAACCCAUCUGUUCAUCCACUCCAGGCUCAUACCCCAUCCAAACAGACUUCACCCCAUCAACAUCCACCACGUCUCCGGCUCAAACCCUAGCAUCACCCACAGCACCAUCAAGAGCACCAACUGAAGAACCCCUCGUGGCCCCGCAACCCAUCCGCGCCUCCAUCGUUCCACCACCAAGCACCCUUCCAUUUCCGCCACCGAUGCCAAUGCCCAUGCUCAAGUCAAUGCCUGUGGCAGGUAUGUGGUCCCCUGAGCGGGGGAUCAAGUUCGCGGGAGUCCCUGCUCCACAGAUGAAUGAGCAGACACAGCGGACGCGUGAACAGGCACAAGGGCAAAGCGACGUGGAGGCGCAGGAGGCAGCGCAGUUGAGGUCUCCGGUGCCGUUGACGAGGCAGAUGGCGAUGCCAGCGCCUGGGCAGUGGGAUCCGAGUCGGGGGGUUAGGUUUUCGUAG
Paracoccidioides brasiliensis Pb18 is the source of this 2877-nucleotide messenger RNA. RefSeq lists its product as uncharacterized. Gene Ontology annotation, molecular function: protein binding. The transcript has 7 exons. The coding region runs from base 1 to 2877 and encodes 958 amino acids. The record is from RefSeq and is a predicted model, not a curated record. Gene Ontology annotation, cellular component: endosome.